Medicago truncatula (barrel medic) is the source of this 714-nucleotide messenger RNA. Its product is annotated as agamous-like MADS-box protein AGL62. Gene Ontology annotation, biological process: positive regulation of transcription by RNA polymerase II. Gene Ontology annotation, molecular function: protein dimerization activity; RNA polymerase II cis-regulatory region sequence-specific DNA binding; DNA-binding transcription factor activity, RNA polymerase II-specific. The record is from RefSeq and is a predicted model, not a curated record. NCBI's taxonomy places the organism in Eukaryota, Viridiplantae, Streptophyta, Magnoliopsida, Fabales, Fabaceae. Bases 1 to 714 code for a protein of 237 amino acids. The transcript has a single exon.
AUGUCGAGCGGAAAGAAAACUCGAGGUCGGCAAAAGAUUGAGAUGAAAAAGAUGAGCAAUGAAAGCAGCCUACAAGUGACUUUCUCGAAGCGCCGUAGUGGGCUCUUCAAGAAAGCUAGCGAGCUUUGCAGUCUUUGUGGUGCAUAUGUUGCUCUAAUAAUCUUCUCACCAAGUGAAAAGGUAUUUUCAUUUGGUCACCCAAAUGUUGAAACGGUCAUAGAUCAUUAUCUCUCUCAGGUCCUACCCCAAAAUGAUGACAUCAUGAAAAUCAUUGGGGAUGACCGGAACACCGUUGUGUCCGAGCUCAAUGCUGUAUUGACUCGUAUCAAAGAUGAACUAGACAUCGAAAAGAAUCGUGGGAAUGAACUGAGCCAGCCGCAAAAGAAGAAUCUAGCUCAGUUUUGGUGGAAUUGUCCUAUUGAUGGGAUGGAUAUGGUCCAACUUGAAUCAUUCAAGAAGGCUCUGGAAGAUCUUAAGAAACUUGUUGCACAACAUGCUGAUAGGGUUGAAAUGCAAGGUACUUCUACCCAACCCCUUCAAGUUUUUGAAGGAAAUGGAUCAUCAUCUAACAUGCCUCUUAAGCACCAGCCAGAUCCUCAACAAGAUUCAAUCUUUCCGGCAGAAUUUAUUCAGAACCCUAUGUUGCAACCACAUUUGUUUGGCUUCAACAAUAUGGGAGGAGAAGGUGGACAUGGUCCCCAUGGGCUUUCUUGA